CAGGCAGCGGGUGUGGGGCCUGGAGGGGGCUGCAGUAUCCUCCCUGCGGGCCGGACACCCCUCUCACAGCUACGUGGCUACCGGCCUGUACCGAUUGUUAAUGCUGCCUGCACCUCACACCGAGGGGCCCGUGUUACCUUACAUGCAUUAUUUGCAAAGGUGAAGACCCAAUAUUACUGUAGAAGAUAUAGAGACAGCGGAGAUGUAUGUGAGGGGAGAUCAGCGGUGUAAGGAGGAGGAAAUCCCUACAGAUAUCAGCACAGAUGGACCCAGUAACAGGAAUACUCCAAAGAGAUGUCCCCGUCCUCUGUAUACCCAGGACUGUACAGAGGAGAAUCACAGGAUCCCACACGAGCAUCAGCUUGAAGUCCUAACUAAUAUCAAGGUAGAAGAUAUAAAGGGAGAAGAGGAGACGUAUGUGAGGGGUGAUCAGCAGUAUAAGGAGGAGGAAAGCCCUACAGCUAUCGGCACAUUUCCAACAGAUGAACACACAAGCAGGAACACGUCAGAGGGAUAUCUCAGUGUGUCUGCAGACUGUAAAAUAGAAGAUAACAUCACACAGGAUUAUCUGGGGAAAAACACCAUUAUUUUGAAUAUACAUCCAGUACUUUCCAGUGCAGAUAAAUCACCUGAUCCCUACAAUCAUCUGGAAUGUUCUCCUCAUCCCUCAGAUAUAACGAAACAUAAUACUUCUCAUAAAGGUGAUUCAGUAUUUGCCUGUGCUGAAUGUGGUGAACGUUUUAUACAUUGGUCAGUUUUUGUUAAGCAUCAGAGAACUCACACAGGUGAGAAAUCAUUUUUUUGCUGUGAGUGUGGGAAAUAUUUUACAAAGAAAGCAAAUCUUAUUACACAUCAGAGAACUCACACAGGUGAGAAACCAUUUUCAUGCUCUGAGUGUGAGAAAUGUUUUACACAGAAAUCGUAUCUUGUUACACAUCAGAGAAAUCACACGGGUGAGAAACCAUUUCCAUGUUCUGAGUGUGGGAAAUGUUUUACACAAAAAGCACAUCUUGUUAGACAUCAGAAAAGUCACACAGGUGAGAAAUCAUUUACAUGCUCUGAGUGUGGAAAAUGUUUUUCACAGAAAUCAUAUCUUGUUACACAUGAGAGAAGUCACACAGGUGAGAAACCAUUUCCAUGUUUUGAGUGCGGGAAAUCUUUUACACAGAAAUCAGCUCUUGUUAUACAUCAGAGAAGUCACACAGGUGAGAGGCCAUUUCCAUGUUCUGAUUGUGGGAAAUGUUUUAUAAAUAAGUCAGUUCUAGUAACACAUGAGAGAAUUCACACUGGUGAGAGGCCAUUUCCCUGCUCUGAGUGCGGGAAAUGUUUUACACACAAAUCACAUCUUGUUACCCAUCUGAGAACUCACACAGGUGAGAAGCCAUUUUCAUGCUCUGAGUGCAGGAAAUGUUUUACACACAAAUCAGCUCUUGUUGCACAUAAGAGAAGUCACACAGGUGAGAAGCCAUUUCCAUGCUCUGAGUGUGGAAAAUGUUUUACACGGAAAUUAGAUCUAGUUACACAUCAGAGAAGUCACACAGGUGAGAGGCCAUUUCCAUGCUCUGAGUGUGGGAAAUGUUUUACUCGAAAGUCUAAUUUUCUUAGACAUGAGAGAAGUCACACAGGUGAGAGGCCGUUUCCAUGCUCUGAGUGUGGGAAAUGUUUUACAUGGAAAUUAGAUUUAGUUAAACAUCAGAGAAGUCACACAGGUGAGAGGCCGUUUCCAUGCUCUGUUUGUGGGAAAUGUUUUACACGAAAAUUAAAUCUAGUUACACAUGAGAGAAGUCACACAGGUGAGAGGCCAUUUCCAUGCUCUCAGUGUGGGAAAUGUUUUACACAGAAAUCAGCUCUUGUUACACAUGAGAAAAGUCACACAGGGGAGAAGCCAUUUCCAUGUUCUGAGUGUGGCAAAUGUUUUGCAAAGAACUCAAAUCUGAUUAGACAUGAGAGAAUUCAUACAAGUAAAAAAACAAUUUGAGCUGAUCAGACAAUAAACGGGAUUGCAGUAAUAUUGGGGGUCAUUCUGAGUUGAUUGCUCGCUAGCUGUUUUUAGCAGAAGUGCAAACGAUUGUGCAGCAGAGAGCCUGCAAAAUGUUUUUGUGCAAAACAAGACCAGCCGUGUAGUUACUCUUCGUGUGCGUUGAUUCUAACGGAGGGACAGCUUUUGACGUCACAUACCCGCCCAGCGAACGCUCCGCCACGUCUGCAUUUUUUUAGCCACUCCUGCGUUUUUCUAAACACUCCCUGAAAACGGUCAGUUGCCACCCAGAAACGCCCACUUCAUGUCAAUCUUCCUGCGUUCGGCCGUGCGACAGGAAUGUUCGUUAGUCCCUGUGCAAACCCACGAUGCUCAUUGUACCUGUACGACUCGCCUGCGCAUUGUGGUGCAUAUGCAUGCACAGAAUUGCCGAUUUUUAGCCUGAUUACUGCGCUGCGAACAACGGCUGCUAGCGAUCAACUCGGAAUGACCCCCAUAGUUCAUAUUGCAAAAUCUGGUGAUAAUAAUGUGACAUAAAUACAUUCAAACUCUCAAACACAAAGGUGAGUUAUGGAGGGCAUAUAAAAGCUCCAUUCACGCAGUAUAGUAACAUGUUUAUAAUUUUAUAUUCCACAUGUUUCUGUGGAUAUUGAUGCAUUUUGUCACACUUUGGCAAAUUUGUUUUGUAUAGUUUCCAUAAAGUUGUUGAAACGCGUCAAUAAAAUCAUGUGGUGGGGACAUA
Messenger RNA from Pseudophryne corroboree (corroboree frog), 2720 nucleotides. Its product is annotated as gastrula zinc finger protein XlCGF26.1-like. Bases 203 to 1978 code for a protein of 591 amino acids. The record is from RefSeq and is a predicted model, not a curated record. Lineage: Eukaryota; Metazoa; Chordata; Amphibia; Anura; Myobatrachidae. The transcript is spliced from 5 exons.